AUGUUAGUUAGAGAGUUGGUUAGAGGUUCUGUUUUGACAGUUAUAAGUGAACUGGCAGUUAGAUGGAAACUGUUUGGAAAUAUGACAUCAAGGCUUGCAAUUUUUAUGUUUUGUCGUGGUCAUGAGGAAUGGUCAAAAGAAGGCGAAGUUUUGAUGGGGCAAAACGGCCGUUUAAAAUUGCAAUCGCGUCUCAAAAUCAUUUCAUCAUUUCAUCGUUUUAUCGUUUCAUCGUUUGAGGUUGAAAGGAAUCGCUUCUCAAAAUCGCUUCAGGUUGCAAUCGCUUCUCAAAAUCGCUUCAGAGUUUUGUACCAAGACCAAUUGCAAGGAUUUCCAGUGACUUUUAUGGCUUUGAGUGCUUUGAUUUUUGUGUUCAAGUCAAUCCUCUCUACAAUUGUCUUCAUAUUGGUCCACAAUCGGUUGCUCCACCACUUUGUUUAUCUUCUUCUAAAGCCAAUUUCAAGCCACCAAAAAUAA
Messenger RNA from Vicia faba (fava bean), 474 nucleotides. The record is from the annotation of a GenBank genome assembly. NCBI's taxonomy places the organism in Eukaryota, Viridiplantae, Streptophyta, Magnoliopsida, Fabales, Fabaceae.